Molecule: messenger RNA, 498 nt
Organism: Cyphomyrmex costatus
Lineage: Eukaryota; Metazoa; Arthropoda; Insecta; Hymenoptera; Formicidae
Product: splicing regulatory glutamine/lysine-rich protein 1-like
Exons: 1
Coding region: 1-498 (165 amino acids)
Source: RefSeq, a predicted model, not a curated record
AUGACCAGAACGGCGUGUACAACGAGGUACAAAACGUCGCAUUCAACGAAGUACGACGAGGAAAACGCGUACAACGAGGUACGAAAACGACGCAUACAACGACGUACGAGGACGACGCGCACGGUAAGGUGCGAGAGAGAAGAUAAGACGAAAGACGAGAUAAAGACGAAAGACGAAACGAGGAAGAAAGACGAAAGACGAGAAGAUAAAGAAGAAAGACGAAACGAAAGACGAAAGACGAGACGGAGAAGAAAGACGAAAGACGAAAAGACAGAGAAAGACGGAAGACGAAAAGGGAAAGACAGAGAAGGACGAAAGACGAGAGAAACGAAGAGACGAAGAAAGAAGAAGGAAGAUAGACGACGAAGGACGAAAGAAGUAAAGACGUUAGAGGAAUAUUCGCGAAGGCACAGAGUAUAUAAUAGCAAGGCUGUCGAACGUGGACGUCGGCCAUAUUGCUUAUGUUGUACAUUGCUCGUGUCGUUCGUGUUGCUUUGA